Messenger RNA from Lactuca sativa (garden lettuce), 1860 nucleotides. RefSeq lists its product as uncharacterized. NCBI's taxonomy places the organism in Eukaryota, Viridiplantae, Streptophyta, Magnoliopsida, Asterales, Asteraceae. Gene Ontology annotation, molecular function: protein dimerization activity. The record is from RefSeq and is a predicted model, not a curated record.
AUGGGAACUGAUUGUACAUCUUUUCACAAUGUUGCACAAAAAUCAUACGAUGAUUUGUUAAAUGAGACUCAAAAUAUACGAAAUACGUUUGAGAAAUUUACCGAUGAAGAUCGUAAGAAGAAUAGAUUGAGAUUAAAAGCUAUUAUUUAUGUAGUCCGUUGGUGUGCCUUUCAAGCAAUUGCAUUUAGAGGUCAUAAUGAAAGACAAGAUUCCAUUAACAAAGGAAAUUUCCUUGAAAUAUUGGAGGCAAUUUGUUCUUUUAACAAUGAGAUGAAAGAAUUGUUUCGUACUGCUCCUAAACAUGCAUCAUAUACAUCACCAACAAUUCAAAAGGAGAUUUUAAACUUUAUCUCUAAUAGGGUGAGACGGAUGAUUUGUGAGGAGAUUGAUGGUGGAAAAUUUUGUUUAUUUGUUGAUGAAGCACGUGAUGAGUCUAACAGAGAACAAAUGUCUAUUGUUUUGAGAUUCGUAAAUAAAGAUGGCGUUAUUAUGGAGCGUUUCUUUGGACUUGUUCAUGUUCCCGACACUACAUCCCAAACUCUGAAGGAUAAAAUAUAUUUUCUAUUGACACAUAACAAUCUUGAUUUUGAGUCGAUUCGUGGCCAAGGGUAUGACGGUGCAAGCAAUAUGCGAGGUCAUUUCAAAGGUUUACAAGCAUUGAUUUCAAAAGAUUGUCCAUCUGCAUAUUAUGUUCAUUGUUUUGCUCAUCGAUUGCAAUUAGCAUUAAUGGCCGCUUCACAAGGAGUUAUUGCGGUGCAAAAGUUUUUUACUAAAUUAUCUUUUGUUAUCAACGUCGUUGGUGCUUCUUCCAAGCGUUCCGACCAACUAAGAGAUGCACAAGCCGAACAAAUGGCAUAUUUUAAAUCUAUUGGUGAGUUGGAUACUGGUAGAGGCCUCAAUCAGAUUGGUACAUUACAACGGGCUGGGGAUACCAGAUGGGGUUCUCACUUGAAAUCGGUUUCAAGCUUAAUAAAAAUGUUUAGUCCGAUUUGUGAGGUUUUAUUUAAAAUUAUUGAGGAUGACACUGGUUCGAUCAAAGGAGAUGCAUAUUCAGCAUAUGAGACUAUUACUACAUUUGAAUUCAUUUUUGUUCUACAUCUCGAGAAAGAAAUAAUGGAGAUCACAUAUUUACUUUGCCAAGCUUUACAAAGACAAUCUCAAGAUAUAUUGAAUGCAUUGAGGCUAGUUGCAUCCACAAAAUUGCUAUUGCAAAAAAUGAAAGAUGAAAGAUGGGAUAGUUUUCUCGCUCAUGUUAAGUCAUUUUGUCUUGAACGCAACAUCGAUAUCCCUGAUUUGUCUUCUUCUUACUUUAGUAGAGGGGCUCGAGCUCGUAAUGAGCAUAGCGAUCAUACACUUGAACAUCAUUAUCGGGUAGAUAUUUUCAUCGAAGCAAUUAACUGUCAGUUAAUGGAAUUAGAUCAUCGAUUCAAUGAUAGCUCGAUGGAGUUACUCCAUCUUUCAGCAACUUUAGAUCCUAAAAAUUCUAAUGAGCCUUUUCGAAGUGGUGAUGUAUGUCAAUUAGUAGAAAAGUUUUAUCCUGAAGAUUUCAAUGAAACCGAGAUAAAUCUUUUGAAGAUGCAACUCCAACAUUACGAGGUGGACGUCGUUCAACGUGAAGAAUACAAACAAUUGAUAUCUAUUUCAGAAUUGUGUCAAUGGUUGAUAAAGACUAAAAGAGCAACCAAUUUUUAUCUUAUUUAUCUAGUAGUUAGCCUUAUACUCACUCUUCCGAUUUCCACAGCUACAACUAAGAGAUCAUUUUCAGCAAUGAGUCUUGUUAAAACAAGGCUACGAAAUAAAAUGGAAGAUGAAUUUUUGAACAACUCAUUGGUUUUAUACUUCGAAAGGGAGCUUGCAUAA